AUGCCUUCUGAAUACGGAAUUGAAACAGAUUCAGUAACUUUACAAAGAUUUGUACUGAACGAGCAGCGUAAAUAUCCGGAAGCUACAGGAGAUUUAACUAAUCUACUAACUAGUCUUCUCACAGCUGUUAAGGCUAUCUCCUCAGCUGUUAGAAAGGCAGGAUUAGCACAGCUUUAUGGAGUCGCUGGGAAUGUUAAUGUACAAGGAGAGGAAGUCAAGAAACUUGAUGUGCUUAGUAAUGAGUUGAUGAUAAAUAUGUUAAAAUCCUCUUACACUGUUUGCGCUAUGGUAUCAGAGGAGGAUGAAAAUAUGAUUGAGGUGGAAGUAGGAAAGCAAGGUAAAUAUAUUGUGACAUUUGAUCCUCUCGAUGGAUCCUCAAAUAUUGACUGUCUCGUUUCGAUUGGAACGAUUUUUGGCAUUUUCCGAAAGAAUAGCGAAGGCCCAAUUCAACCUCAAGAUGUAUUACAGCCAGCUUUGUAUGGGUCUGCAACAAUGGUUGUUCUUUCGACUCCGGGACGUGUUGAUGGCUUCACCUUGGAUCCAGUGGCCGAUGUACACCGUACUCUCCUUUACGGCGGAAUUUUUAUGUACCCAGCAACUAGUGAUGCCCAAAAUGGAAAACUCCGUCUUCUAUAUGAAUGCAACCCAAUGGCUUUUAUUAUGGAAAAUGCUGGAGGUUUAGCAAGCCAUGGAAAAGGUCCAAUUUUAGACAUUCAUCCAACAACUAUUCAUCAACGUACACCAAUCUUUUUGGGUUCAAAAGAGGAUGUUGAAGAAUGUAUUGGAUUUUUACAGAAAUAUGAUUAA
Meloidogyne enterolobii is the source of this 807-nucleotide messenger RNA. Lineage: Eukaryota; Metazoa; Nematoda; Chromadorea; Rhabditida; Meloidogynidae. The record is from the annotation of a GenBank genome assembly.